Lepisosteus oculatus (spotted gar) is the source of this 10257-nucleotide messenger RNA. RefSeq names its product La ribonucleoprotein 4B (gene larp4b). Gene Ontology annotation, cellular component: cytosol; cytoplasmic stress granule. The record is from RefSeq and is a predicted model, not a curated record. Gene Ontology annotation, biological process: positive regulation of translation. Gene Ontology annotation, molecular function: mRNA 3'-UTR binding. Lineage: Eukaryota; Metazoa; Chordata; Actinopteri; Semionotiformes; Lepisosteidae.
UACUUUAGAAGAAAGUACUUAUAUUUUGAAAGAGGAAACCAAGGGACUAGUGGAUGAAACACCAUUUCAACCAGGAAAUAAAGACACUUUAAGUCUGAGGAAUGAAACUUGUCUGCAAGAACACAGUUCGUGUUUCACUUCAAAUGAGGGGCACAGUUUUAAAACGAGGACCCAGACUUUCUAUAAUAUCUGUCCAAUAGACAUAGCUGAUUUAGAACAUGAGUGGGGAUCACCUUUUGCCACACGGGAAGGGAUUGCAGUAGACUUAAAUCAUUCAUCAGCUGCAGAAAAGGGAAUGUGGAAUGUGGUGUGGUCUCCAACUAUGGAAGAUGGAAUUUCAACACUGCAGCCUGUGAAAACAACAGCUGCUUUGGAGUCACAGCAGCCUGAGAUUUCACUAGAAAAUGGAGUGCACCAACACGUGCCGAGCUCAUUGGAAAACAAGCCUAUACGAGAGGACCUUUUUAACCAGGAUGUGCAGACGAAUUUUGGGACCACACGUGUAACAGGUCCACAGGCCUUGACGAGUGCAGACGGUGAAAACCAGAGCCGUUACAGUCUGACCUUCUCUGAAAAGGCAAAGAACGAAAAAGACGCAUCUCCGAGUUUGACGGCUCCUUUGUCUGAUAAUGUGGAUCUCCAUGGCCCAGGGUGUAAUGGACCAGAUUGUGUGGUUAUUAAUGGGAAAGUCGGGAGUGCAGAAACCUGUUAUAGCCUUAAUACAGCGGAGAAACUUGGCGACUCUGGGCCCGACAUGUUGGGGACAUUUCUUCAUGAGUCUAUGGGAACGACUGAUGCACAAGUUAACGUGCCACAUGGCAGUCCCUCCAAGCUGAAAUGUACUACGUGUUUAUGUAGUUAUGACAUCAAAUCUUGGGCUUUAAGUUCACAAGAAACCACAGGCAUGUGCAAGUUCUGUGAUACAAGAGCAAAAGUAAGAGCUCUCUUAAAUAUGCACAAUAUCCAGUCAGUUCAGUCUGAAACUGGGGAUAAAAGACCUGGUCUUGAUUGGUCUGGGCAGGUGAAUAAUGAUACGGACACAUUGGCUGCAGACUGCUCCACAUAUCCAAAGGAGAUGGUAAAAGUGACUUGUGAAGAGCAGGCAUUAAAAAUACCUUUCAGUGCCACAACUUGUGCAUUAAGUGUUUUAACUCCGGGCCAGACAGAAGAAACAGAUGGCUUAAGUAACCAAGCCCACACAGGACAAGAGGCUUCGGAAUCUGAGGGGAGCAGGCUAAAAUAUGAUCUGUAUGAUAAUUCAGACAGUCUCGCUGAUGACGUGAAUCAACACCUGAUCUCUAAUACUCAGAAGGAUCUCUGUCACAAUGGUGAAAAUAAAGGAAAUAAAAAUGGGGCUUUACCAGCUGACUGCAAUAGUGAGAAUAGCUAUCAGGCAAGGACUGAAUUGGUCCUCCCUGAUAUUAGCAGCAGAAGAAUAAUGGAAAAAAGAUCUGAAUCUUACCCGUUAGCAACAUGGGAGCAUUUAGAUGAUAAAGGUAAAAUAUGCCUUAAACAGUCUGAAGCAUUUGACACAGACAGUGAUGUCAGCUCAGUUUCUAUAGCAGCAAGGUCAGAUGUGAGUAGGAGGGUAUUACAUUAUAGCAAGACUGGAUUAUGGGAUACAUGUUUGCUUCAUUUAAGUGGAGAUGAUUUAGACACAGCAUUUGACUCUGUACACGCAGCGAAGGAUACGCAAGAAUCUACUGAAUCUGUGAUGCAGCAGAGUGACUUGAUAAUGAAACAUGACACGGAAAUCUGCCAGGAGGACUCUGAAGCUGCUUUUAUAGCUCAUAAUGGAGGCAAUACGUUAAAUGACAACAGGGACUUGAAUAACAAAUGCCAUGCACUCUCUCCUGUGCCAAAAUGGCCUGCAGUGCUGGAAAACUGCAAGUGUGCAUCUCGGAAAAACAGCUGGCCAGAUCAUGGCUUCUGUGCUGUAGAUUCUGAUCAGUGUGAGCCUUCUGAUGGCAAAUUAUGCUCGUCUGCUGAAUGCAAACAAGGAGUCUGUGAAGUACGAGAUGCUGAGAGUGACAAGCAAGAGGCUGGAGUAGCAGAGGAUUUUAAAGAAAUACAGCUGCUUCAUUUGCCAGAGGACUGGUCAUCAACAGGCUUUAAAAUAAAAGACCAAGUGGGAAUUUGUAAUGAUACAGUUCAUGAAUUGCAUAAUUACCAGGGAACUGUCCUAGCUGAUCAACAGCUGGAACAACGGAGUGAAGCACAUGGGAGAGAUGAAACCGGACUCGUGAUGUCUGAUACGGAUAUGAGAGCUGUCACACAACAAUUUGCAAGUGAUGUUAUAAUAAGUAACGGUGGUAGGAAAACUUCGAAAUCUUAUGAUUCAAAGGACACGGUUAAUGAAAUCUGUAGCCAUAAUUUGGUGGCAAGUGCUGAAAAGGAGGUUAUCCAAAGUGCUUUAAAUGUGGAUCCCGAUCAGAUAGAUUUGUAUGCCUCCACACCUUCUUACGAAAUGCAUCCGUUUACUGAAAAGGACUCUCUUGAGAAUACAGAAACGGAAGAGCAUCAGGAUAGAAGUCACAUACCCAAAGGUGACGGAAACGAUGGCAUGCUAAAUGUGGUGUCAGACUUUUCAGAAAACAGUAAAGAAAAGCAAGAAAAGGGGGUUUCAAAGGAUUUUCUGCCAUGGCUGGAGGAUCUGUCGCAGCAUGAGGAGCUACAGCAUCGGUUUUCUGGAGAAGGAUCCCCAGAAUGUCCAGUGGAUACCAUAUGGAAUAUAAAUUACUCCGAUAUUGCUAUAGAGAGCAACCUGCUGCAGAUGGCCAAACCCCAGGCAUUUGUUGCACCACAAGAUUUACAGGCUGCUGUAGCUUUCAUGGCUGCUUAUCCUUAUAGUCUAAUGGUUUCUGACAGUUCAUGUUUGUGGGAUUGGCAGCACGACUGCAGUGAACUUGAAUCUGCUAAGGUCUCUGACCUUAACCCAAAUGCAAAAGUAUGGGCAAAUCACAUGUUUAAUUUGGAAGCCACCGGCUCGACCAAUAGGAGUGCUCACAAGUCCUGGAAAGACACCUCUGAGAUUUCCGAAGACCCUUGUCCCGAAGGCUAUGAAGCCAACAGUGACAAAAACAAGCAGUAUCAUCAGGAGCCCCUGUUACCUGAUCCAGAUGAGCUUCCUCCAACAGCGUUAACAGAACAAGCAGAUAUGAAUGCUGUGACGCUGGAGUGUCCGGACACUGUGUACGCAGAGUUUGAAUCUAUCCAUGAACCAAGUCGAACAGGUGGAAAUGAGCUGCUUCAGACAGACAGUCAAGAGGAUCUUCGCGAACAUCUGAAAAAGACUUUGGAGUUCUGCUUGUCUCGAGAAAACCUUGCUAGUGACAUGUACCUAAUCUCUCAAAUGGACAGUGACCAGUACGUGCCAAUAAUGACUGUAGCAAACCUCGACCAUGUCAAGAAACUCAGCACUGAUAUGGAUUUAAUUGUCGAUGUCUUGAGAUCCUUGCCUCUAGUUCAAGUGGAUGAAAAAGGUGAAAAGGUCAGACCAAACCAGAAUCGCUGCAUUGUUAUUCUUCGAGAAGUCCCCGAGUCCACUCCACUGGAGGAGGUGGAAUCUCUCUUUAAGGGUGAGAACUUGCCCAAAUUCAUCCAUUGCGAGUUUGCCUACAAUGACAACUGGUUCAUUACUUUUGAAUCUGAAGCUGAUGCACAACAGGCUUACAAGUAUCUUCGAGAAGAAGUAAAAACCUUUCAAGGAAAGCCCAUCAAGGCAAGGAUCAAAGCAAAGGCAAUCGCCAUCAACACUUUUUUGCCAAAGAAUGGCUACAGACCACUGGAUGUGAAUCUUUACGCUCAACAACGCUAUACAACUUCAUUUUACAUACCUCCAGUGUACAGCCCUCAGCAGCAGUUUCCACUGUACAGCCUGAUUACUCCACAGACAUGGUCAACAACGCACAGUUUCCUAGAUCCGGCAUUGGUUGCACCAUUUCCCAAUACUGGAUUUAUAAAUGGCUUUACAACAUCUCCUAAUUUCAAGCCGGCUACAUCUCCUUUGACUGUCAGGCAGUACUCUCCCAGGAACAGGAAUCAAAGUAAACCUCAUUUGCGACCUGCUAUACCUAAUGCAGACCGUGGAUCAGGGCUCCUGGACAGUCCCACUAUUUUUAACUUCCCCACUGAACGCCUUCUGAACGGUGUGCGCAGCCCUCAGACCCGGCCCCCUGGCCAGAACAGGACGCGGUUACAGACCAGUAUUGGCUACCCCAAGAGGGACAUUGGCACAGGGCGGGUAGAGCCCAUCAGUGCCGACUGCUCACCGAGCAUGGGCAGGGGAAGGAAAAAUGUAUAUGGAUAUAGGAAGAAAAGGGAGGACAAAUUUACGAGAGUUCCAACACAGUCUCCUCCACCUCAGAAGCCUCCCUCUCCGAGCUUUGAGCUGGGCCUUUCCAGUUUCCCUCCUCUGCCUGGUGCUGCAGGACACUUAAAAACCAAGGAUGUGUUUGGGAACAGACUGUCAAAUAUUGUGAUAGGAACUUCAAAAGACAAGAAUGUAAAUGUUGAUGCCACUACCAACACUAUCCCUUCAGGAAUCUCUAAAGAGCCAUCACUGCCUACAACUUCCCCACUGCCAGUGAGCUUUGAGGGCUCUCCUUCACCUCCCCAGUCUCCGGAUGAAGUUAAGGUGGAGGAAGAGAAGCAGAGCGAGGCACAAACACCCGUUGAACGACUAACUGCUACCUUCACCACCACUGCAAGUAAAUCAGUUCAAGUGAAUGGUGCAGCUACAGAGCUUCGAAAACCUAGUUAUGCAGAAAUUUGCCAGAGGACAGCAAAAGACGCUCCAACACUACAGCCUCCAAAAGAGCCGAAGCCAGCCGGUGCCACUGUUGUGAGCGAUGACAGCGCUGGCGAGAAAAUGGAGUCCAAAUCUCGAGAGACAUACUCUGUGAAGGCCAUUCCAGGAAGAUCCAGGGAAGUGAAAAGACAGCCCGGGCGGAGACCCUCACCACCGCCCCCCCUACAGGGACCUGGAAAACGCCCCAAUAAAGAUCUCAACACCCCCCCCAAAUCUCCCCAGUAAUCACUGCAGGGAUCCAAUCUUAAAAAGGGUCAGGGCUAUCCAAUGUUCAAAUCCCAGAGUCACCAGUCACAGCAUAGAGGAUGUAUUACUGGUUCAGGGCUUGCAGAAAAAGACACUUUUAGUAAUGUAGAGCACGUUUCUUUCAUGUUUUUUUUUUCUCUAUUUUAUUUAGUGUUGAGGGGAAAACAAUUUAUUAUCUGUUCCAAAAAGUACUGCAGCCAGCUUGCAGGAUUAAGGGCUCAGUCUGAGGAAUGACCAUUUUUAGUCAGUUUAUAGUGGAUGUCCAAAUAUGAAAUGAGGCAAAGAUGCUGGAUAAAAUCUUGACUGGAGGAGUGUUGAGUGUACACAACGUUUUCUGUUUGACAAUUUCAUUGUCUUAUGUGUAAUUUAUACGAGAGGCUCUUGGAGCAGGGUAAUUACAACUCUUAUCAUAUUCUUGGUUUUACAUUGUUUUCACAUGUAAGGUUGAGUAUUAGAGCUGUUUUGGCUGGCAUGAGCUACUAAAUAAACCCAUUUUGUUUUCUUAGUGCUUCUGCAACUCUUUAAAUAGUGCAGGAAUACUUUUCGCCAACAAGAAACACAAUUUUCAUUUUAACACCAGUAUAUUGAUAUAAUAUACUGUGUAAUGGUAAUGUGACUGGCAGAAAUGCUUCUUGUCCCUUAUGCCUCUAUGCAUGCAGGUUGUUUUGACAGCGCCUUACAUAGGUUUGGAUAUAACUUACACUAACUGUCUGGUUGGUCUGCAGGUAACUAGAUCUAACAUAUACAAAGCACACAAUGGCAGUGUAGCCUCUUGGGGAGGUUGUAUCUAGAGUCAGUAGAAACCUACAUAUAUCUUCACAAAAGAUACUUAUCACAUAGACUCAAGAUGUGCCCAUGGUUUCAGAUGAUAAGACUUUUUUGUUGUAAAAAGUCCAACAUUACAGCCACCUCUGAUCUGCAGGCACAUAUGACACAGGCAGCAAAAAGUUAUCUAUGAAGUUAAUGCUGUUUCUAUCAGACAUUGAUGGGGUAGGUGAACACAGUGUGUUUGAAAUAUUGACUGUCACAGAUAGGCCCUUAUGCGUAUUUAGUAACAGUGCAAAGGAUUAUACUUGGAGCAUAUUUUAUUGAUUUCAUAGUGUGAUAUUUAGGAAUAGGAGGCAUUUUUUCCCCUAAAAUUAACUGUCAUCUUUUUUUUUUUUGUCUGAUCAAAAACAGACUGGGUGUUUUCACAGCUGAUAAGGGAGCCUAAGCCUAAAACUUGAAGUCUCUGAAUUUGACAUUUGAUUUUUCAUUUAUAAAAAUUAUGCAGUUUGCUUUGGCUUUCAUUAAUCUACCCCUUUUCUGUAGUAGCUGUCAUUCUCAUUUUCCCCCCUACAUUUUUAUGUCAGAGUUAAUAAGUAUAUAGAGUAUUAGAGAUGGUAUGUUUCCACAAAUUGAUUUAAUAUAGAGAAAAUAUCCUGUUCUGCACUUUUAACAAAGGUUUCUCAUGUUCUUCAGAACAAGUUGAGGUGAACAGGUGUUACCAACUGGAUCUCUUUUUUUUUGUGGCUAUAAAAUGCAUAAAAAUAUAAUAAACCAAAGUAUGUUUUGUUGCAGUCUGAAAAGUAACAGUUCCUUUUAAUUCCUGUUCUGUACAAAGAUUUGAACUACUGUAAUGUGCUCAGAGUUAUGAACUCCUAGAGCACAGUAUUGUGCAUCAGUGAUAAUUGCUUUGAGUAUCUUGAAAUAGUCAAGCAGUUGUGGAUGCAUCAUUUUCCAGACUUCGUGGUAACCAGGUUGAAGUUAUGCUUCCAUAUUUGAAGUGUUUACUUACUUUUCAUUUAGAUCCAGGUGGGCCCCCAAAAAAGUUAAAACAAAAACGAGUUUUUUUUCCCACUAUAUCAAGAACCACCUGAAAGUUCAGGCACACAGAAGUGAAAAGUAGUUGGGUGUGUACUCUUGACUUGUUUCACACAUUCUGCUAACCUGCUCCAGCUGCUGUUUCUACAACAGCAAGUGUCAGGAGUAAGUUGGGGUAGGGAUGUGCCAUUUUUAAUUUCAGAAAGGGUCUUCCUACAUGACUAUAUUAACAUUGGAGUUUUGCUGUUUUAUACAUGACAUAUUUGAAACUCAGAUUAGAACAGCCUCAUUCCUACAUCCAUGGUAAAAAGUGAGCUCUCCACACCAGUGUGAUUGUGGAGUCUUUUUGGAGAAGAGUGGGUUAUCUUGCCCUUCUUGGUGGAGAUAGAGUAGUUGUUUUUGUUUGCAGUCCUUCACAAAUGCAUUGGGAGUCAACUCAUUUGGCCAGUACUUCAGGUCACUGCUGCGUAAAGAUUCUUCUUCCGUGUGCUUUUCGGUAGAUUUCUUCUGGCUCUUGUCAUGAAUGUAGUUUCGGCCAUUUUCCUCCGUACGUACUCUAAAUUGUGUGAUCAGAAAAAGAAAGCCUGCUCUGUGGACCUAGUGCAAAGUGCUCUUCUCCAGAUUCUUCCGCACUUUCAAACUUGGCUCCAUCGUUGACGUCUUCCUGCAACAACAUUGGAGCAUCCUGGAGUACAUGUCAGUGAAUGAGGAUUACAUUUGAAACUUGGAAAUGUUGCCCAGGAAAGCUUCCUGCUGUGACAGGGAUCUUUUGUUCCUCCUUUUACACGUAAAAUGAAAUUUAAUUUAAAAAAAUAAUUAAAAAAAACUCUGAAGGACUAGAAUGCACUAAGUUUGGCAGUCUUUAAGAUUUCAGAGUGAUUUUGAUUUUAUGUUGCAAAAUGACUUUUUUUUUUCUCAGCGGAGUUAGUCUCAUUAGUUUAUUCCAUAAAAAAGGUAUUAUUUAAACAGCUAUGUUUGUUUUUCUUUUUAAAGGAAAAAAAAAUGAAUAUAUAAAUUUCCAUCCAGUGUUUGAAAACUUGAAUUUUAUUUAAACUUGAAAAUGACUUUGCCUUAACUUUUAUAUACAACAGCUUGGAGUUUAUUGCUUCUGAGCCCCUCCCCUAAAUGGUUAUCAGGAGUGACACAGGGGAUUGCUCUGUUCAGCCUGGUGUCACUAGUCUUACUUGGUUUAAAAAUAAAAGUACAAUACUAGCAGCAAAUGAUUUUUGUAUUAUAUGAAAGAUCUUAUUUUUUGUUCUCAGUUUCUUUUUUGUUGAAGAAAUCCUGUAAAUGCAAAUAGUCGAUACUGUAUUAAAUAAGUACACUUGGAAGCGUGUGCUUUGCUUGUACAGUUGUAAAUAAUCAGAAAAUAUAAGAGGUACCUUAAAAUGAUACAAUUUUGAUCUUGUUGAAUAUUAAUGUUGCUGUUAAGCUGGAUGUAGAUUUAAACUAAAUGUUGUGGUUUGAUUUUUCUUUAUUUUUCUUUUUCCUCUGGUGUGCUGAAUUGAGUCCACCUUCUCACUGCAAUGUGAGGAGAAGAACGUUUGAUUGUAAAUGUCGUUGUCUCAUUCCAUUUCCUUAUUCUCAGUAUGCAAGACCUGGAUUAUUGUAAUUGUUGUGUCAGAAUAAUAUGAUAACCCCUUUCAAGGUGCAAAAAGUUAGAUGUCAGCAGAAGAGCUUGUCACAAAGAUGUUCACAUCCUCUUGAAAUUCCUGUGAGCCAAUCUGAAAAUGAGUUUAAAAUCACUACGGCAAGGUACUGUGCUAAACUGACUCAUAAAUUACAUCCAACCUAGUGGAUUAUGAAAACACAGUGCUUUAUGUACAAGAGUCAAAUUUUAACGUACAACCCAAACCAUUCCCAAUUUUCAGUCUUAACAGCAUUUGUGAAUCAAAAUGCUUAAAAAUGUAGAGGAAAAAAAUACACAUCACUCAAGCCGUUUCCUUGUCAGAAAUAAACUCUAAUGCACUUCAACUCCCCCCUCCCCCCCCCCUAAAAAAUUUCAAAUGAUACUUCCAGUCACAUCUACACUAACCAGCAUUUUUGUAUACAUCUACAAUUGUGGACACCAAGUUACCUUAUUUCCAGAAGAAAGGGGUUGUCUAUCGCAUAAAAAAUAUGCAUACUGUGCAUUGUCUUGUAUUGUUUUAAUUACAUGUGCGGACUGCAGAGUCAUUGUGGCAAAACUGAACUGUGCCAUUAAAUAUAUAUAUAUUUUUAAUAUCUCCUAUCCUUACCCACUCAGUGUGGGGAAAAGAGUGUGGCAGUUUGACUAGUACAAGAUGUACAUUAGGCAUUACAAUUUUUACAUUUCUUGAACUGCUGAGAAGACUAGCAAACCCACAGCUGCAAUGAGGAGCACGUGUGACCUCAGUACCACUGACACCUGACAUGCAAGAGAUCAUUAUUAUAGACAACUGGCACAUUUUGGUUGGUCUCCCUGAUCUACUGCCAUACUCUGUGCCCAUGUAUGACAAUGCCAGUUGUGUUCAAGAUGUAGCAGUGCUUAUGAUGUUGUCACAUUACGUUUUGAGGUUUUAAUUAAGCUUGGCUCCUGGAUUGUGUCAAGUGCGUGUGUGUCUCCUGCGUUUUGGCUUUCUGUUUGCAAAGGGAAUAUCAGUAUGCAAAAAAAAACAUAUUUGCAACCAAAUGUCACAAUUCUGUGGAUAAAAUAUAUACUGUGAUGAGAUAUUUGGCUGAAAAAGCAAUGUGGCGGGGUAAGUGUGGAGGUCAAAAGAACACAAUGCAUUUGGGCUUAGCAGUGCAAAUGUUCUUCUCUUCCCUGGCCCACAGAGUAAAGAUAGUCUCGAAUGUGAAAGAAUAGUGUUUGCUAGCAUUAUAUGUAUUAUUGCGUGCGCUACAGUUCUGUUCUCCGUUUGGACUAUUACUCUUGUGUUACCUAUAUCUUCAUAUCAAGUGCAGACCUAAAAAUCCCACCUUUCUUUGCUUUUUCAACUUCUCAUCAUGUGUCAUCAGGUAAACACCACAAUGUAUAUUGUGCAGGUUGCAGCUCAUUGUGAAUUGACCAUGUUUGUGAGUGAUGCAGUGUAAAAUGCACCAGCUGACUGUAAUGACGCAUACCAUUCCCUCUGUAUCAACUCGCUGUGAUUACUUUUCUUUUGAUAUCAUAGCACAUUACACUAACAGCAGUGGACAAUCGACAAUUCGUUUAAAAAAAAAAAGAAGAAGCUAACAGCAGUAGCAGUUGUUAAUGGAGGUUUCUUUAUGAGGGCUUUUUGUUUUUGUCUUACUUAUUCUUCCAUAAGACUGGAAUCAAGCAUACAUGUAAACUAUGGGUAAUUUAAGUUUCUCUUUUGUGUCAUGAUGUAAACUGUCUAAUUUGAAAAAAAAAAUGUAGCUUACUGAAAGAAAUAAAGAUUUAGGCAUUGUUAAAGAAA